GCUGUAUGAUUCUUCAGUCUCACUGAUUGAUAUUUUUGAAAUACAUAAAAGGGCACAAAGCACGCCCUUCGUCUCAUCGUCGCUUCAGAUCUGAUCCGAAGGCCACACCGUUCACUGACAUAGUGCUUGGUCUAUUCAAGUUAUCUCGAGGUUUUGAUUUACACAUUUGGAUCAGAUUAUGGGCCGUGGAGUCAGCAGCGGUGGGGGUCAGAGCUCCCUUGGCUACCUUUUUGGAAGUGGAGAGGCUCCAGCUGCUGCAAAGAAUGCUGAAGCUCAAAAUUCAGGACAGGUUGCAAAUAAUGGACCUGCCCAGAAGCCUGCUGCCCAUGCACCGCCAGUAGAUGUUUCUAAGCAGAUUCCAGCUGGCAUCCAAGGAAACACAGGAAACAACUAUUUUCGAGCAGAUGGCCAGAACACUGGCAAUUUCCUCACGGAUCGGCCUUCAACUAAGGUGCAGGCAGCUCCAGGCGGUGGAUCUUCCCUUGAUUACCUCUUUGGUGGUGGCAGCAAGUAGGCACCACCAAAGUGUUGCCAGGGAAUUUCAACAAAUGCCUUGUUCUUAGGAUAAACAGAGUCUUACAGUUUAUCCAGAUUCCAACAGUGUCUCCCUAUUCCAGUUACUCUGCAGACAUCUCAGUAUCCUGUAAUAUAAUAUUUUCCUUGCUCAGAAGGUUUGAAAUGGGAUAUACUUUUAAGUGCUCAGACAUGAAAUUCCGAUGCAUCAGAAGUCUGUUGUUCUCUGAUCAUCAACUGUUAAUUGACCAAGUUUGUUUCCUAUUACUCUA
Diospyros lotus (date-plum) is the source of this 785-nucleotide messenger RNA. Its product is annotated as protein SPIRAL1-like 2. Gene Ontology annotation, cellular component: cortical microtubule, transverse to long axis. The transcript has 4 exons. Gene Ontology annotation, biological process: cortical microtubule organization. The record is from RefSeq and is a predicted model, not a curated record. The coding region runs from base 179 to 514 and encodes 111 amino acids. NCBI's taxonomy places the organism in Eukaryota, Viridiplantae, Streptophyta, Magnoliopsida, Ericales, Ebenaceae.